AUGUUGGGACUCAAGGCGACGAUGGCCAUCAUCGACAACUCGGGCGGACUGGUGGCCGAAUGCGUCAACGUGCUGAGGAACAAGAGCAACCAUGGCCUCGCUCGUGUCGGUGACGAGAUCGUGGUUGUCAUCCAAAAGGCAAGACCGAUCUCCAACGCCCCCGGCCAGCCCUCGGUGUCGAACGCCAACAAGGUGCGGAGGGGCGACGUGCGACACGCCGUCGUGGUGCGGACCAAGAAGGAGAUGACGCGGCCCGACGGACGGGUGAUCCGGUUCGACGACAAUGCGUGCGUCUUGCUCAACAACAAGAAGGAGCCGCUGGGUACCCGCGUCAACGGCGUCGUGGCCAGCGAGCUGCGCUACACGGGCUGGGGCAAGAUUGCCAGCCUGGCGCCCAAGGUCAUCUGA
Messenger RNA from Pseudozyma flocculosa PF-1, 408 nucleotides. RefSeq lists its product as uncharacterized. Gene Ontology annotation, biological process: translation. Gene Ontology annotation, cellular component: ribosome; mitochondrial large ribosomal subunit. Gene Ontology annotation, molecular function: large ribosomal subunit rRNA binding; structural constituent of ribosome. The record is from RefSeq and is a predicted model, not a curated record. The transcript has 2 exons. Bases 1 to 408 code for a protein of 135 amino acids. NCBI's taxonomy places the organism in Eukaryota, Fungi, Basidiomycota, Ustilaginomycetes, Ustilaginales, Ustilaginaceae.